Neurospora tetrasperma FGSC 2508 is the source of this 1253-nucleotide messenger RNA. RefSeq lists its product as uncharacterized. The record is from RefSeq and is a predicted model, not a curated record. Lineage: Eukaryota; Fungi; Ascomycota; Sordariomycetes; Sordariales; Sordariaceae. The transcript has 3 exons. The coding region runs from base 1 to 1044 and encodes 347 amino acids.
AUGUCCAAUCUGGGCGUUCUUCGGGGCGCUCCCGAAGCAGCAAGAAUCAAUGCCCCGUCGUCAGCUUACCUUGGCAAUGGCCCCAAUCCCUUAACCGCUGCGAACAAGGAGAACGUUCCCACUGGCACCGGCUCAUCUCCUACCGACAAAGCUGCUUAUAAUCCAGCUGUCACUCCAAGCCAACCUGCUCCCAACAACCGGAAGCGCAAGGCACCCGCGACUCCGCCGGCUCCACGGCCCCUGCCGACAGCCGAUGAACUUGAGGACGUCAUCAUCGAAGGCCCUCUCACCGACAACUGUGAUCAAGUGCGCCGUAAAAUCAACCGCGCUCUUGAUGCAGGCAUAAUCACCAAGACGGCUUUGGCCGGAGAGCUCGGCGUGAGUGUCAAGUCUCUCGGUGGCUUUCUCCGUGAGCACGGCGCGUACAAAGGUCAAGGCUACAGCCCCUACCCUGCCGCGUGGGAGUACUUCAAGAAGCUCGAGGCUGUCGGUUACAAGAUCCCCAACAAGACAUCCGCCACCAAGAAGCAGAAGACAGAUUCCGCGGCCGGUUCCGCGGCUGGAAGCUCCUCCGCCCAGGCGGCUGGUGCCAGUAACAGCGCGGGAGUCGAUAUCAGUGACGUCUAUCUCGAGGGCGAGGAAACUGAUGAUGUGCCUGUUUACGAGACGUGUGAUGAGAUCCGGAGGAAGAUUGAUGCGUACCUGAAAAAGCCUGGCGUUACCAUGGCGCAGUUCUGCCGCGAUAUUCAUGCGCAGUUUCAUGGCAUUAACCGACCGGCCAAUAUUCACACCUCGCAGUUGACCCGCUUCCGUGGUAUGAAGGGAGCCAGAGCGGGCGCGACCUCUUCUGUUUUCUACGGCGCCUAUGUUUUCUUCGAAAAAUUGCGGAUAAAGGAGAAAAAGCCAAUGACCAAGCAUCGCCAGGACAUGGAGGAGAUCUGGCCUGGAGGGUUUGACCGUACCGAUGACGGGCGGAAGGGUUACAUUUGCUUCGCGGGCGAGAGGCCCUAUAUGGAUCAUUACGGCCGAAUUACCAUUCAGUAACUGGGCAACGCCAGAGUUCUUGUGGGGUUGAGCCGAGCCGAUUUGCUUGGAAGUGUGGGCAACUCUCGAAUGAAGAGCACGGUAUAGGGAUUGUAUAUGGGAGAUCCCUUCGCGGAGUUUAUUGUAGCGGCCAUUUUGAUAGGCUAUUGAUUGAGUUACAUGGCUAGAAUCAUCCCGAGUAGAGAUAGAAUAAUGGAAGUUGCCACCAA